CUACGCUCCUUCUCACACUCAUUCCUGAAGAUAUCUCUUCACGGCUCUCAUUAUUUGUUUUAUCUAUAAUUAAUCUGUAUACUUAAUCAACAUGCGGUCCUCCACUUCAGCUUCAUCUCUAAUCCUCUUCUCCUCCCUCCUCUCCGCAAGCUCCGCACUUCCAGACAAAUUCUCCUCCCACCUAACCCUCACAAUGCCCUGGCACCCCCCACCAGCACCGAACUCCGACCUCCGCCUCAAAAACAGAAUGCUAAUGCCCGACUCGCCUCGACCUCCUCAAUCCCCUUCCUGGUCCGUUGGCACCCAGCUGCCCGUCUCCUAUCGUGUCGCGAUAGCCGUCGAUGCAUUCGUGCUUGUGAUCACGAUAUUGAGUCUUGUGGGACUGGGGGUGUAUAUUAGGCGGCAGCUGAAGAGGCGGAGGGAAGGGUUGUUGGGUGAUGUGGAAUAUAAUUUUGAUGAUUCGAGUUCGGAGGAUGAAGUGGAUAGUAAGCAAGAGGAGGCGGCGAUUGAAAGCGGGAUGCCUAAUGGAGUGGAGAAGAAGAAGAAAGGACAUGUGCGGUGGACGAGCUCUGUUGUCGGGAUGGGCGUAUUUGCGCGGAUGAGCGUUGAUGAGGGAAGGGUGAAGCUUGAGGGAGGGGAGGGAAAUAAGGGAUGGAAAUAUGACCCGAGGGAUGCGAGAGCUGGGGCCAAGUAUGAGGUUAGAGGCGAUGAGAGGCAGACGAGGGUUAAUUUGAGGGUUGCGGCUGGGUAUGAUGGAUUUAGAGGUAAUUAAUUAUACAUAAUUUGGGGAAGGAACAAGAGACUUGGGAGGAUGGAAGGGGGCAUUGGAGAUUUCGAAUUGAUGAGACUUUUGGCGGCAUAGCGUUGUGAGCAUUUUUGAGAUUGGGUUGUUUCAAUGAGAGAUGAUUUUAAGCGUAGAGUUCAAUAGAU
Hyaloscypha bicolor E is the source of this 930-nucleotide messenger RNA. RefSeq lists its product as uncharacterized. Bases 92 to 772 code for a protein of 226 amino acids. The record is from RefSeq and is a predicted model, not a curated record. The transcript has 2 exons. NCBI's taxonomy places the organism in Eukaryota, Fungi, Ascomycota, Leotiomycetes, Helotiales, Hyaloscyphaceae.